Messenger RNA from Telopea speciosissima, 314 nucleotides. Its product is annotated as ABC transporter C family member 3-like. Gene Ontology annotation, molecular function: ATP binding; ATP hydrolysis activity; ATPase-coupled transmembrane transporter activity. The record is from RefSeq and is a predicted model, not a curated record. The coding region runs from base 25 to 312 and encodes 95 amino acids. Gene Ontology annotation, biological process: transmembrane transport. Gene Ontology annotation, cellular component: plant-type vacuole; vacuolar membrane. NCBI's taxonomy places the organism in Eukaryota, Viridiplantae, Streptophyta, Magnoliopsida, Proteales, Proteaceae. The transcript is spliced from 3 exons.
AGCAUAUUUCCGCAAGACCCAACAAUGUUUGAGAGAACUUUAAGAAGCAAUCUUGAUCCACUUGAAAAGUACACUGAUGAACAGAUUUGGGAGGUUUUAGAUAGAUGCCAGCUUGGUGAUGAAGUUAGAAAGAAGGAAGGGAAGCUUGAUUCUAUAGUGGCUGAGAAUGGAGAGAACUGGAGCAUGGCUCAAAGGCAACUAGUUUGUUUAGGGCGGGUAUUGCUCAAGAAGAGAAAAGUGUUAGUACUCGAUGAAACUACUGCAUCAGUGGAUACUGCGACUGACUAUCUAAUUCAGCAAACUCUUAGAUAACA